Molecule: messenger RNA, 895 nt
Organism: Bradysia coprophila
Lineage: Eukaryota; Metazoa; Arthropoda; Insecta; Diptera; Sciaridae
Product: apolipoprotein D-like
Biological process (GO): response to reactive oxygen species; lipid metabolic process
Cellular component (GO): cytoplasm
Source: RefSeq, a predicted model, not a curated record
CGCGAAUUCAUGUGCUUAGUCGUCUGAGAAUUGUCGUCCGUAGCACUUGUUCACAAAAUUUCUGAAAAGUUUUCUGUAAAAAUGUUGUCUUCGUAUCUAAUCUACGUUUGCUUUGCCGCAUUCACAAUAGUUCUCUCAGCCAAUGCACUACAUAAAGAAGAGAAAACUUCAACGUGCCGCGAAUCGCCGAUUUUCCAAAAUUUCAAUGCAACAGGCUUUCUGGGCCGUUGGUACCUGCAUUCUAGUUAUCAUCAUGACUUUGAAGAUGGUUGCGACUGUUAUACAUCAGAGGUGGUCGCUCUUGAUGCCACCGUCACUUCAUUCCGAACUACGAAUUGUUGUCAAAUGACAAAAGUAAGCAAUGCUACCCAAAGGUGCAAUCUCAGCGUCAAUCACUCAAGGCUUACGAAUCCAGAGAAAAAGGAAGCAAAUUUUAUGUAUAUUAGGACAGGAGUAACUGUUGAGUCACGUGGUUGGAUCGUCGACAUCGACUACGACAAUUACAUGAUCAUUCAUGGAUGUGAUUACGUCAGCGAUGAAGAGGAACGUGAAACGUUAUGGAUUAUGACACGUAAUGCAGAAAUUAAUGCCAAGGUAGCGACGAAAAUUGAUGAAGUUAUUGCGGCCAACAACUUUGACAAGGACAAAAUCAUCGAGCAACGAAAAGGAGCCGAUAUAUGUAAAUCGAAAAGACCAUCGACAAGGACGGGACUGGACAAUUUAGUAUGAACUGACGGUCUAAUGCAAAAUGAGACCGAUCUUAUGAAUUUUAUGCGCCAUUAUUCACUAUAUAAUUCAAAUUAAUUACGAAAAAAAUAAAUUUCUUAAACAAUAAUUUACACAUUUUGAUUGCACGAUUUACGAAGUUUUUAUGCCAAUUUCGUUUUACUCUAAU